AUGGGCGAAUUAGUGCUGUACAAUGCCGUUGAUGGCAGCGAGAAGUUUUCGGCAUGUAACAUAAUUCACGGGAAAGUCAGCAGGCCAGGAACGACAAUCCUCGAGGUUCAUAACCCGGAAUUGCCGACUCUGAGAUUUCCUGUCAACGAAUGUGUUUUCAAAUGUGUGGUGAUGCUGAAUCCGGGCGAAAAUCGAUUGACCUUCAUCAGUGACCAAGGCGAACGCAAAUCGAUUGCCCUGCGCUAUACGCCUUUAUUGCAAAAUCCCCCAGUUCAUAUGUGUCUGCUCGUUGCCAAAGAUUCGCCUUUGACAUUUGACUCGCCCCGUUCCCAGCAGGUUAAAGAGGGCGGAAAUAACCUGGAACUAGCUUGUCGCAAGCUUAGAGUGGGCACGCGAUUGAUGCAGGCUUUCACCAGCGAGCAAAUGCUUCGCAAUGGAUUUGGCCCGAGAACUUUUGGAGCUGUCGAGGAAUUUGCUCGCGACACGACUUUCAAACAGUCUCGUAUGCGCAAUAGGGUCAAGAUUCAUAUUUUGCGAUCCGAUAAGACUCUCAAAGAGCUACGAGACCCGAACUUGGCACAGCAGAACCCCAAUGCCUCUGAUGCUGGUGGUCUCUUUGGUAUAGCCAUGGAUGCCCUCCGCAAAUAUGGAGGCCCAUUUGACCCCCCUCACGGGUGCCCUGCUCAAGCAGCCGUCAUGUUUCUUGACACACAUUGGGAUCCCAAAUUGAAACUAAUUACAGCACACGCAGCGCUUGGCGGUGGCGACGACCGUAUAAAGCUUGCCAUUUUUGGAUCGCACGGCCUAUAUUCAUGGCCAACGUGUAUCGAAGAUGUCAUCCCAUAUUUCACAGAUGAAACCCGCUGUUCCCAGUCAGAGGUUGCUAAUGAUUCUGGAGAAUGUGGUUCCCAUUGGGAAUGCUUCACGCUCACAGUAGGUGCUUUUAUGCAUGAAAUUGGACAUUUACUCGGCAGUCCUCAUCAAGAAAAUGGUGUGAUGCUUCGUGACUACGUUCGACUAAAUCGUUCUUUCCUGACAAAGGAGGCCUUCUCAACAAGAACUAAUUCUCAUGGUGCCAAACCCCCCAUUUAUCCCCUAGAAGAGUGUACGUGGAACAGAAUAGAUCUUCUCAAGUUUCUACACCAUCCUUCGUUCACAAUUCCCCAGGACUACAAUGAUAGUUCGAUGAUGAGACCGUCUUGUAUUGGAGGCCACACUAUUCCAGCGCCUUCUGUCUACGUUCUUCCUAAUAAUUGUUGCCUUCUUAAGUCUCAAACGGGCAUAUUUUGCAUCCAGAUUAUAUGUGGCGAUCUGGCGCGUGCUUUCAUCGAAUACCUUCCACUCUCUUUAGGUGGUGUAGGACCUCAGAAGGAAAUUUUACUGUCGCUUGAUGAUUUGAGAUCUCGCAUUCCUCCUGAAUACGUUGCGCAAUAUCGCAACACAUUUAAAUUAAAGGUCUGCGCGCUCAAUUCACCAGAGGCCGACUGGGAAAUGUUCCCACAAUUUCUGCAAGCAUCCCAAAUCUCAAUGGCUCAAUAUGGCUUCCCAGCUCACGUAAUGGGUAUGAAGUCAACCCUUUACGGGUCAGCUCAAAGAGGACAAGAUGUCGGUAUAGUUCCUUUUGACGGACGACAGGUCAGCGGUGUAAGAGUAUACCAUGGCGCGGCAGUGGAUGGUGUCAGGUUUUACCUACACAGGCAACGGGCAAACGAAAAACAACCACCACUUCCUCCACGAUCCUACAUGGGCAAACUUGCAACUACUGUAAAAUCAGUCUAUACACAGAAUACGACGGGCCCUUCCGUGCUCUUUGGUCAUGAAACAGGCUCAUACAGCGAUAUAUUCUUCGACGACGAUGAACAACUUCUCGGAUUCGAUAUUCGCUCGGGUUGCUGGCUCGAUGGCAUUGGCGUUAUAACAAACAAGGGCCGUGCCAGCAAGAUUUUUGGGAACGCAAAUGGAGGAAGUGGCCAUCAAAUUAUUGUGCCCGGCGGUCAAAAACUUUUGGGUGUGUUUGGUAGAGUGGGUCAGUGGGUCGACGCAUUCGGCGUUAUUUAUGGCACAAUUUAG
Lachancea meyersii CBS 8951 is the source of this 2070-nucleotide messenger RNA. The record is from the annotation of a GenBank genome assembly. NCBI's taxonomy places the organism in Eukaryota, Fungi, Ascomycota, Saccharomycetes, Saccharomycetales, Saccharomycetaceae.